This is a messenger RNA of Schistosoma rodhaini, 1548 nucleotides long. The record is from the annotation of a GenBank genome assembly. NCBI's taxonomy places the organism in Eukaryota, Metazoa, Platyhelminthes, Trematoda, Strigeidida, Schistosomatidae.
AUGUUAUGUAUCUAUAUAAGUAGUAUAGAAAUAAAUGUGAAAAAAUUAAACCAUCUUGAUAAUGUAACAAACAAUAAUAAUGAUGAUCUUGAUCAUGAUCAUGAUCCAAUGAAGAAUGGUAUCAAUGAUAUUAUGAAAGUCAUAGAAAUAUUGAAUCAACUUUCUAUGAAAGAAUAUACAUCUAUGGAUGAUCCUAAUGAUGAAGAACAAAAAGAUGGUGACGAUAAUACUGUGGAACUUCUUCGUUAUCCACGUUCAAUUACAUUCAUUUCAUCAUCAUCAACAUCAACAUCUAAAUUCAAUUCUGAAUAUCAAGAUAUACCAUGUCAUUUUCAAUGUAUCCUAAGGUCGAAAAGGAAUCAUCAAGAAAUCAGAAAAAUUUCUAAAACUACAUUACAUUUACCAAAUAAAAAGACUGCUAUAUUAGAUUGUUACAAUUCUACGACAACGACGAUGGCGACGUCGAUGAUGACGACUACUUCGUCACCAUUAUUGAAUAUUGAAUGGAAACAAUCAAUCAUAAGUCAAUGUGUUCGACAUUUUACCAAACGUUUAUUACAUCUUAUCAUUGGAACCUUAUCGAACGAUUCAAAUAUGGUGGAGUGGUUUAUAUUCACUUCCAAUCAAUUCAGUAGCAGUAUAUACGAUGCUAUUCAAGCAUAUAUUCAAUCAACAACCGAUCUAUAUAUCACCUUUACAAUACCAAUCUAUCGUUUAGAUAGAAAUGACUUCAAUAGAUUAUCACCAUGGUUAAGAUAUAUCUCCAUAGAUGGUAAACAAUUACGUUAUAUAGAUGUUAUGGUUAUAGCUAAUUUAACAUUAGAUUAUUUUAUAUUACAAGAUUGUAUUCGAAAGGAUGAAAUUAUAAUGAAUCCCUUAGUAACAACAUUACCCGAUUCACGUAUUGAAUUAUAUAAUAAACAUCUGGAUUGUUUAGUUUAUUGGAUUUAUUCAUGUCCAAAUUAUUCAUCAUUUAUAUUAAUAGCUGAUCUGAAGACUCAGCGAAGAUACUGUAGAAUAUUCAAUACUGUUGAACCAUCCAUGGGAGGAUCGUCGUCUACCAUAGAAGUAAGUACGAUGCAACCAUUAGUGAAUAAUUUACGAGCUAAACGAUCAUUAAAACGUAAUAAACCUAAAUGGUCAAUAUUACAUCAGUCUAAUGAAGAAACACCACCAUCACUACCACCACCACCAACAACAACAACAACAACAAGAAUGUCAACAUUGAAAAGAUCUUCCAUGGAACCUUCAGUCAGUCGUAGUCCAUCGGAAUCAUCAGAAUCUAAGAUGGUCAAUCAUUCAAAUGCAUCUACAAUGAACAAUCAAGCCUUAUUAUCACCUAUUAAAGAUUGUACUUCAAUAGGGAGGGAUUUACAACAAUAUCUAAAUGAUCAUUGUGAACAAAAACUAACAUGGUUAACCAAUAUCAUCACAAUACUACUUAUUAUUUUAUUAGUAGUCAUAAUCAUACUAUUUGGAUUAUUAUUUAUAUUUAGUUAUUUUAUAAAACAAUAUUUAUUAUUACAACGUGAAAAUAAAAUAAGAUGA